UUGCUGCCAGUUCAACCACACCCAUUUCGACACGAACUCACCUCAGCUCACCGUUAUUAGUUUGUUAGCGACACACAACACACCAAAACACUUUGGAAAAGACGUCCUAGGCGUUUUGAAAUUUUAUUAUUUUAACACAAGUGCAGUUAGUCGUCGUCCCUCAUGGCAAGAGUUUCAGCUCUUCUCUCCAUUUUUGGUGUCAUGCUCUUGUGGCCUUUUGUUCUGACAAAGAGCAUCUCAUCCAUUCUUCAGAUGACACACGCUGAGUCCUCCGUGUCUUCAGGCCAUUUCAAAGAGCGCUCCCAUGUGGUGAAACGCUCCACUCAAAACUGUGACUCCACAUUCGCCAAUUACUGCAUGAACGGAGGUCAAUGCAUGCUGUUGGUGGACGUCAACGAGCACCACUGCAAGUGUCCCGGUGGCUUCUACGGCCCCCGCUGCAGCCAUAUAGAGUUGGUCUUUAAGCCCAUGGGAGAGGAGCAGAUUAUCUUCAUUAUCUUCUGUGUGAUGUUGCUAAGCGUUGGCUUUGCUGGAGCGCUCUACUUCUGUUGCAAGUGGUAUAAAAAGAACAAAUGCGGUCCCAAACAGAAGCGACAAGGCUACAAAGGAGUGCAGACAAUGUAGCAAGUGACAAAAUCAACACUUUUAUCACUUUUCUUAUUCUAAUUCCCCUUUUAAUUAUUUAAAUCUUUGCUUUAGCUUGUAUUUAUUUACACCUUUCUGCAAUUUCUACGGCAAACAAUGACAAGGUGUCAAGUCAGAAAGGAUGUUGAUAAUUUAUUGCUGUGUAUGAUGGAUGUUUUGCCACCAAUAAAAGGAGUGAAUCUUAACUUGGUUUGUUUUUAACCCUUUUACAUCUCGAUACGUAAAAGUGACACGAAAAUCUCCCAAGAAUUUUUCAAAUAAAGUUACUCCAACGGUGGUUUUGUGGGUGAUUAUUUUUUAUUAUUAUGAUAAUGUCCAGGAGUCCAUUUUAGCGGCG
This is a messenger RNA of Corythoichthys intestinalis (scribbled pipefish), 982 nucleotides long. RefSeq names its product proepiregulin-like. Gene Ontology annotation, molecular function: growth factor activity; epidermal growth factor receptor binding. The record is from RefSeq and is a predicted model, not a curated record. Gene Ontology annotation, biological process: positive regulation of mitotic nuclear division; epidermal growth factor receptor signaling pathway; positive regulation of cell population proliferation. The transcript is spliced from 5 exons. Lineage: Eukaryota; Metazoa; Chordata; Actinopteri; Syngnathiformes; Syngnathidae. The coding region runs from base 163 to 624 and encodes 153 amino acids.